This is a messenger RNA of Paramecium sonneborni, 975 nucleotides long. The record is from the annotation of a GenBank genome assembly. NCBI's taxonomy places the organism in Eukaryota, Ciliophora, Oligohymenophorea, Peniculida, Parameciidae.
AUGUUUUGUUGCAAAAUAAAAAAUACAAUUCAAAGUUCAAGAAGGAAUUAUGAAUUAUUGGAAGAGAUAGGAAUGGGAUCAUAUGGAAAGGUAAAAUUAGCAAAAGAUGUAGAGAAUAAAAAGAAAUAUGCAAUAAAAUUGGUAUAAAAAUUAGACAAUAUUAAAAAAAGAUUGAGAAGUAAAAGAUGGAAGAAUUUCAUGCAGAGAAUAACAUAUUGAGUGAGAUAAGAAUAUAAUCUAAAUUAAGUCAUCCAAACAUAGUAGAAUUAAUUGAAUACUUUGAAGAUGAUAAAUAUAUAUAUUUAGUGUAGGAGUAUUGUAGUAAAGGAACUCUUCGUUAAUAGAUUUGUAAGAGAAAGUUAUAAGAAUUUGAAAUUUAUCAUUACAUAUAUUAAUUGAAUGAAGCAUUAAUUUAUUUACAUAGAUAACGAAUAGUUCAUAGAGAUAUAAAAGUAUUUAAUAGGAGAGUAUAUAUUAGUUGGACAAUAUUUUAUUGGAUGAUAACGACAUAAUAAAAUUGACGGAUUUUAAUUGGGCAACUAAAAUAAAUGGAUAUGCAGCAGAACCAAUAAAUUGUGGAACUACUCAUUAUAUGCCUCCGGAGAUUGUUUUAUUACAACCACAUAAUGAAAAAGUAGAUAGUUGGUCUUUAGGAAUAAUUAUAUUUGUAUAUAUUCUAUAUAGAUAAAUAUAUAGGAAUUAAUAUUCUAACAUCUUCCAUUUGAAGGAUUAACUUAAGAAGAGUUGCAAAAAUAAAUAAUUUAUCAUAAUCCACUUACAGAUUGUAAGUCUAUUCCAACUGAUUUAAUUAUGUUACUUAAUUCUCUAUUAGCCAAGAAUCCUAUCUAUAGAUUUAAUUGUGAAUAAGUUAAAUUAAGUCAAUGGUUCCAAAGACAACACCACAAUUCAUUCUUAUAACCAGAUGAAUCACUUAAUCUUACUAAUAUUACUUAUAAUAAGAACGAUAAUAUUUGA